AUGCGUGGUGCACUGUUAUCAUUGAAAGUCAUUAAGGCAUGUUACCGCAGCUUUGCCAUACAAAAAACUACGCCGAACGACGCUUUCGGUUACCGACACGCUUGUUUAGUCGCAAGUCGUACAAAAGUGUGCUUCAGAACCAUGAAAAGUUUGGUUAACUCGGUGAACGAUGCCGUCACAGAAACUCUUUUCGGUGUCUCGUUUCAGUUUCCGCAAUUGGAAUAUCAAGUGUCGCAUAAGGUCGUUCUUAUGCCAAAGCUGCAAGAUCGAAAAAAUAAGGUAUCCCUGGUAUGCGGUGGCGGAAGUGGACACGAACCUUUCGCAGCAG
Habropoda laboriosa is the source of this 328-nucleotide messenger RNA. Its product is annotated as triokinase/FMN cyclase-like. The record is from RefSeq and is a predicted model, not a curated record. The transcript is spliced from 3 exons. Lineage: Eukaryota; Metazoa; Arthropoda; Insecta; Hymenoptera; Apidae. The annotation marks the transcript as partial. Gene Ontology annotation, biological process: glycerol metabolic process. Gene Ontology annotation, molecular function: glycerone kinase activity.